AUGGACAUCCAACUGCCGCCCGAGUUUCCCCAGUCGGCCGUCGACCAGUUCGACCUGCUUCGCGAGCAGGGUCUCCUCUUUUACUUUCCCACCGACGGCGAGGUUGUCCAGCACAAUGGCUUCAACUUCGAAUUCAAGACGUCUCCAUCCAUCGCCCGCAAACCCAUCCUUGCCGCCGAUGCUCCGGAGCGACGUGGAAAGGGCGGGCCCUUUGUCGAUCCGGACCCGGCCUUCGUCGUGGCCCGCCCCGGCCCCGACCAUGUUGUCGAGCUGAGCAUGCACGCCAUGAUUCGUCCACACUAUGUGCUGCACACUCGACUGUUUGCACCGCAGACGGACGACCUGGACGCUGGCGACUGGGCGGCGACGUGGGCCGUCAUGGCUGCCAUCCGGGACCGCGGCCACCAGCCGCCCAUGAUGAUCUACAACUGUGGCUAUGAGGGUGGCGCCUCCCAGGGCCACAAGCACGUUCAGGUGUUCACGGAGCCGGACCCGGGCUUUACUCUCUUCCCAGUCGAGGCGCUUGCUCUGGCCGAAAAGGCGUCCGGCAACAAGACAACGACAGCGUCGAGAGAGAACGCACCCAUCGUCCAGCACCCGACCGUGCCGUUCCAGCACUUUGUCCAGCGCCUGACAGGACCCAUCACACCCGACUACAUCCUGGCCGUCUACCAGCGCUUGCUGGCCGAGGUGCGCCGCGCGCACAAGGAACACGUCGAACGGAAGCUGGUACAAGCCACGAACGGCACGAACGGCACGAACGGGACCAACAGAGCCAACGGAACCAAUGGCAACAAGACGCACAAGAAGAGCGCCAGCGGCACGCCCGGCCACAGCACACCCGCCCUCGAUGACCUCCCUGAAUCCGCAACGGCCAACAACGUCAUCAUGACUCCCGAGUGGAUGUGCAUGAUCCCCCGGCGCCGCGGCGGCAAAGACGGCACCGGGGCCGGCUCGCUGGGCAUGCUGGGCAUGCUGUGGCUGAAGAACGCCAAGGAACGCGCGCACUGGGAAGAGCUGGGCAUGACGGAACAUUAUGUGUGGAUGGGUCUGCCGAGGUAUGAUCUCAAGUGA
Molecule: messenger RNA, 1074 nt
Organism: Sporothrix schenckii 1099-18
Lineage: Eukaryota; Fungi; Ascomycota; Sordariomycetes; Ophiostomatales; Ophiostomataceae
Exons: 2
Coding region: 1-1074 (357 amino acids)
Biological process (GO): nucleotide metabolic process
Molecular function (GO): ATP:ADP adenylyltransferase activity; ATP binding
Source: RefSeq, a predicted model, not a curated record